Helicoverpa armigera (cotton bollworm) is the source of this 785-nucleotide messenger RNA. RefSeq lists its product as uncharacterized. Bases 123 to 761 code for a protein of 212 amino acids. Gene Ontology annotation, molecular function: mRNA binding; zinc ion binding. Lineage: Eukaryota; Metazoa; Arthropoda; Insecta; Lepidoptera; Noctuidae. Gene Ontology annotation, cellular component: perinuclear region of cytoplasm. The record is from RefSeq and is a predicted model, not a curated record. The transcript has 6 exons. Gene Ontology annotation, biological process: negative regulation of translation; oogenesis.
CCUGACAAUAGUUUUCAACAUUUUCGAAACUUCUUACUUCACCUCUGAGGCCCUAAGCACAUUGUACAGUUACUUGUGUAAAGUACUCUAAAGUGUUUUAAUUUUUCAUCUCUUACCGAAUAAUGGAAGUGAAAUCAUUAAACUCUCGUGGUUCAGUCGACUUCGGGGAAUCGCCUAUUAAUUUUCUUAAGAGCAUUUUCAAAGAAAAUAGCGGCUCGUCGGCUGAGAAUGUUAAGCAAGAUCCUUUGGAGGCUGUCAAACAAGAUCCUGCGGUGUUAGAAGCGCAGGUGACGAUGCAUAAGAAAGAAGAAGCUAUUAACACUGCGAAUUCGCAAAGAAGUCUUAACAUCAUUGCUGAAGACCCGUCCGAGGAAUCACCGUUCCCUCGGCCUCCGUCACCAGAGGCAGCUCCGUCGCAGUUCCCGAGCUUUGAAGACAUGGUGAGGCAGCAGCAAGCAGCCCUGCUCUCGCUAACCCCUCACCAGCUGGAUGUCCUCAUGAAGUAUGCUGCCGUUUUGCGUAGACAGAGGGCGAUUUCGCAAAAAUAUUUGGAGUGUGCAUUUUGCAAAAACAAUGGCAAGCCGUCGAGCUGGUACACAACGCAUGCUCUUCGAGACGCCCGUGGUCGUGUGAAGUGCCCUAUUCUUCGCUCCUACUGUUGUCCGCGAUGUGGCGCCACCGGCGACCAUGCUCACACCAUCAAAUACUGCCCAGACUCGCUAUACGACUCACAAAGCAGCUCCGGAACAUCUUUGUUUUAAAUCAAUAUAACGUUUUAACCAAAA